CGGAUCUUACUCCACGUCUCACCCUGUACAUAUGACUAAGAAAUUCUCUAGACCUGCAGUAUCAUGGUCAUGAACACACAGCCAUAAUUUUGAAUACAGUGUUCUAGUAGAGUUAACACAGGAGAUUAGAACAGGAUUACUUCAAUAUCGCUGCGCAAAAUUGGUGAGGUAUUUUCUAUUUACGAAGUAUUAAGUACUGCAAUUGUCUAUAUAUCAGGGUUGGAACUUCUUUGUGCGUCUAAGCCACGGUUGUUAAUGACAACAAUACUGACAUCAACAAAUUGAUUGUUUCGGAUUUUAAGUCGAGGCUCUUUGUCAUCUUACAAUGUGAACAUUCAUGAAGAAAUAGAAAUCGGAAAAGUAGCUUGCAAUUAUAUAAGUCCUGGCGAAUUCAACAUGUGGAAGAAGCCUCUUCUCUGGCCACUACAUCGGAACAAUAAUCUUGAAGGAAGAAACCAUAACCUUAAGUCACAGCCCACCAAGUUGAUAAAAAUGUCCGACAGUCUAGGCCUUGGGUUUUGGCUUGUUUUUCUUUUCGGUAUCGGCAGUAAGAAGUUCCUGCAUGGAGACACCCUUAUCGCAUGGGAGACUGGUCUAGGCUAUUCAGCGCCUAUUUGCACCACACUUAGCGAAGUAUAUCGAUAUGAAAAGAACGUUCUCAAGGCGUUUAUCGCCUUAUUAGUCGCCAUUUCUAGAGGCCUAUAUAUCGCCAUCAAGCCCCAGCAUAUCUUUACCUUAGAAUAUGUCCUUGCUAACCUAUACGUUCUUUACGCCAUUGGUGUUAUAGUACUCUCAUACCAAGCCUGGCGAAACGCUGAUUACGGCAAACGGACCGCCAAAAAGAAGUCCCGUGAAUCCGACAGCCCAAGGCCCACCUACGCCUGCGGAAUCUGUUCCUUAAGCUUUCCACUCGAGGACUUAUUUACAUUUGACUGCCCUAGAAGUCACACCUAUCAUGACAGUUGCCUCUUUGAGAGAGCUCGUCAAGGCCAAGCGAUCAGGAAUAGGUGUCCCGAAUGUGACGCAGACCACCCUAUUAGGCAACAAACUUAUCCUCGAUCUGAACCAAACUUCUUAGACAAGUCUCGGCUGAUGUGGUACAUCAACUCACUGUUCAGUCGUCGCAUUCGCCUCCUCGUUCGUAGAUUCGGCUACCAACAGAGACCGGCUCUUCAAAAUGCGUCUCCUAUGCGAGAAAGGGCUUUGCUUCAAGCUCUCUGCUUAGUCUUGGUUGUGCACAUGUUUUCUAUGACGUCGCUCGUUAUCUUCGUCUAUAUCGUUCAUACAGUUCACAGCCUACCGUUUGGUUGGCUAGUCCAGCUUUUUAUACUUCUUUACAUAACGGCAACUCUAAGUUAGUAUAUCUUCCGAGCUCCCCGGCGGCCGAUGUUUACUUCAACGCUCGUAUAGUUAUAGACUGGUUUACAACCACGACUUAUUGUCUGCUCAGCUAUUGCGGUCUCAACCUGGAUCAACGGCAAGAGCUUCCUCGCCGGGAAACUCUGAUGAAGCAAGCGAGGGAGCUG
Molecule: messenger RNA, 1526 nt
Organism: Xylaria bambusicola
Lineage: Eukaryota; Fungi; Ascomycota; Sordariomycetes; Xylariales; Xylariaceae
Exons: 2
Coding region: 397-1359 (320 amino acids)
Source: RefSeq, a predicted model, not a curated record